Messenger RNA from Cooperia oncophora, 804 nucleotides. The record is from the annotation of a GenBank genome assembly. NCBI's taxonomy places the organism in Eukaryota, Metazoa, Nematoda, Chromadorea, Rhabditida, Trichostrongylidae.
AUGUGUGGUAUUUUCGCUGUUUGUCAUCAUGGAUGUUCUGAACGAUUUGAUGUGCAGAAGGCAAGAGAGUUGUCCAAACGACAAACUCAUCGAGGACCAGAUUUUAGCGGUUACUACUGCGAACAAUCCACUGGUAACAUACUUUGUCAUGAACGAUUAGCUAUUAUGGAUCUCGGCGUUGUUCAACCUCUACAGGGUACGCUGCCCACUCAUCAGACGAUAUUCCCUAAUAAGAUGUGUGGUAUUUUCGCUGUUUGUCAUCAUGGAUGUUCUGAACGAUUUGAUGUGCAGAAGGCAAGAGAGUUGUCCAAACGACAAACUCAUCGAGGACCAGAUUUUAGCGGUUACUACUGCGAAAAAUCCACUGGUAACAUACUUUGUCAUGAACGAUUAGCUAUUAUGGAUCUCGGCGUUGUUCAACCUCUACAGGGUACGCUGCCCACUCAUCAGGUAAUUCAUAAUGGAGAGAUCUACAACCAUGUCAAACUAAGAGAGAAUGAAUUGAAAGGAAUGACAUUGCGUACACAUUGCGACUCUGAGGUGAUCAUCUUCUUGUACGAGAAGGUUCGUGAUGGUUCCAUGUGUAACAUGCUCGAUGGAGUUUUCGCCUUCGCACUUUGUUAUGAUGGCGAUUUCAUGGCUGCCAGAGAUCCAAUUGGAGUGAAACAGAUGUACUACGGUAUCGACAAACUUGGACGUUACUUCUUCAGGUUAGUAACAGAUUUGAGUUAUAACGCGAUAGGUCAGGCCAAGAACAAUAAGAAUUCAUGCGGUAACUUGUGGAAACCCUACAAAUACUUGUAG